AUGGCGGUUGUGACGACACUGGCCCUUUUGGUUGCCAUUGGGUCUAUGCUAGCAAACAAACUGCGAAAGAGAGCAGCCCAGUCCGCGUCUAAUGUCGAGGAUUCAAAUCCAAUGUCGUCAGAAGCCGGUUCCACUACUAGCCCAAAUCUUGCGGAGGAAGGAAAAGCUUUGGCAAACAGUCAUCCAAACGAGGAGGCUGGGAAAGAAGUCGGACGUGAUCAGAAGGGGUACGGGACUUUGGGGGCAUAA
Messenger RNA from Penicillium malachiteum, 249 nucleotides. RefSeq lists its product as uncharacterized. The transcript has a single exon. The coding region runs from base 1 to 249 and encodes 82 amino acids. The record is from RefSeq and is a predicted model, not a curated record. Lineage: Eukaryota; Fungi; Ascomycota; Eurotiomycetes; Eurotiales; Aspergillaceae.